UAUUAUUUAAAAACUUUAAAUUUUGUUGUUCGAUGAGAUUUUCAUUUUCACGAUUCCGAAAUUAACGCUCGGGCUCGGAGUUUUGUGUUCCGUAUCCAGUCACAUUGAGCGGAAAAUGGCGAAUUUAUCUUACGGGAAGCGCAUGUUAAAAGCUGGACUUGAAAGUCAAGGCAUUUUGCAAAAGAAAGUAAAACGCCUGAAGCCUGAGGAAGAUGCCAAAUGGUGGUGUCAGGCUGGUCUUGACAAAGAUGGGUUCAAAGUAAAAUAUAUAUCUGACUAUAAAGGAUUUGGUGUAUUUGCCGAAAAAGACUUCAGAGCAGGGGAUUUUCUUCCAGAAUAUGUUGGAGAAAUAAUUACUGAAGAAGAGGCAUUUGAAAGGCAGAGAAAAUGUGAUGAAAAUUAUUUUUUUUUUUACAAGAACAAAGGAAAAAGUAUGUGUAUUGAUGCUUCAACUCAAGAUCAUAUAUGCCAGUAUGUCAAUGAUGGGAACAAGAUGGCUAAUGCUGUCAUGAAACUUUUGACUUUUGAGAGGCCUUGUCUAUGCUUGUUUGCUGUCAGAGAUAUUCAAGAGAAAGAAGAAAUACUGUAUAACUAUGGAGAUACUCAGAAUCUCUGGUGGAGAAAUAAGUGGAACAUACAUGUAAUGGAAACACAGAAAAUGAUGAAAAUGGACAGGGUGACUAUGAGGGAAGCAGUAGCUGCAGCAACCAAAGGAACAAGUCAGUAAAGUGGUAAUUGGAGGACGCACAGCUUUUGCAGGAGCAAUUUUAGGAUUUAGCAUAAAUUCAUUCAUGAUUCGCUCAAAUUUUUGCUAGGAAGAAGUUUUGCUUUUGUAGCAUGAUACAAAAAUGAUGAUCAAAUAGAUUUUGAGUGUAUUUUACAACUAAUUUAAUCUCCUUAUGAUGUUGAAUGUUUGGCCGGGUUGCAGAACCUGCAUUCAGCUUUGAAGUAUGGUGAAUGCCAGGUGAUCAGCUGGCUGAGCGGACCACUUGUGCAUGCAAUGUACUUUGUGUAAUCAAAUCAUCUCACACCUCUAACUUGACAUCCUUCAAACUUUGUACAAUUGUAUGGAGACAUUAAAGAUGUAUUUUUGACUUUUUGGAAGCGCUCUGACAUUUUUCCAAAAUUUACAUUUAGUUGAACUUUGUCACUUUCACAACUUGUUUUGAAAUAGACAGUACCUACUUUGUAAAAUUGACUCCUCUCAUAGCGUUUACUUUACAUUGUUCAGACC
Ostrea edulis (European flat oyster) is the source of this 1234-nucleotide messenger RNA. Its product is annotated as histone-lysine N-methyltransferase PR-Set7-like. The record is from RefSeq and is a predicted model, not a curated record. Lineage: Eukaryota; Metazoa; Mollusca; Bivalvia; Ostreida; Ostreidae. Gene Ontology annotation, molecular function: protein binding.